CUCUACUAAAAAUACAAAAAUUAGCUGGGCGUGGUAGCGCGCGUCUGUGAUCCAGCUACUAAGGAGGCUGAGGCAGGAGAAUCACUUGAACCCGGGGUUUGCAGUGAGCCGAGAUCGUGCCACUGCCCUCCAGCCUGGGCGAGGGAGCAGGAUUCCCUCUGAAAAAAAGAAAAAAAAAAUUGCACACCCCCUUCCUCCAGUUUUCUUCAUACCCCUUAUCCUGGUGUAUUUUUUUUUUCCCCAUAGCACCCAAUGCCUUCUAACAUAUUACAUAAUUUUCUUACGUUUCAUCAUCUUUCUCCCUAUAUUAGAAUGAAAGCUCCAAGAGGGAAGGGUACUUGUUUUCUCUCUCUCUUCUGUUUACUGAUACAUCCCAAGCACUAAAAUGGUGUCUGGUAACCUUAGUAGUGAUUGGCAAAUAUUUGUUGAGUAAAUGAGUACAUGAACCUUCAGAAUCUUGCUAGUCUUAUAAACAAAAGGAAUAUGUGAGUACUUUGAAUCUCCAGUGCCUAGAAAUGCUUGACCAAAUGGCAAGUGUUCAAUAUUUACUGAAGGAAUUGUGUGCUCAGAUCUGCUGGAGUUUAUCUGAACCCUUUGAGGCUAUGUCAAAAAGUACCCAGGGCCAAUUCACUCAUGCCUCUCCUUUUCCUCUCAUCCAAUCAGCCCAGUAUUCAUCUAACAAAUAUCUAAGUCUCCAAAUAUUGAGCCACCCAAUGUGAGUUCAAAAGCGUGUUUGGUGCUGCAGGGGAAUAUAUGACUAACGCGAAUGAAGCAACAGCAAAUACUACACGGGAAUGUAAUUAAGUGUGAAAUUAUAGGGCAGACUAUCAGUGCUAAUAGUUUAGAGAAAAAAUCAGUGAAGACUGACGUAGAAGUAAAUUCCAAAGUUCACUAGUCGACCAAACUACCCUUCUAAACGCUCCACCUACUACUGAUAGUAGGACCAUAACCUGGGUAGCUACCUUGAGAGUCAGAAGGGCCUUUAGAGUUCCAACUCCUUUAAGAAAGAAAGUAAGACCAGGCACGGGAAAGGCCUCCGCAGACAUGAGUCUAGCACCUGGGGCUCAAGAAGUUCUGAAAGGAGGGGUGUCCUGAAGGUCCAAGGAGCCUUUGUUGGGGGUCCCGGAAUCCACGGUGUGCCAGAAAAGGGGUCCGGUUUCCUGGAGAGGAGGCUAAGGUGCCGGGCGCUUCGGUGAGGUGGCGGAGGUUGGGGGGCGGGGGAGGACAGGUGGCACCAUUUCUUCGGGGCAUGGGGCCCCAAGUCUCCGCGGGCAGGGUCCAAAGCCACCGAUCCCUACUGUCCUCAACUGCGGGGUUGCUUCCGCUGCCCUUGCUCCCCAGACGCCACUCCAAGGCACAAGGACCCCAAGUCGCUUGGAACUGCAGGCCGCCAGAUGACACCCGCGGAGCCGAGGCCCCGGCAGUCUCAGGGCACUACUUGUCCCAGCGGAGGGAUCCCGCGUGCGUCGACACGGCCGAGGACGCGCAGGGACUUGACGCCGCCGACGCCGGGCCGGCGGCGCUGCGACGUCGCAGGAGGAGGUGGCGCAAGGGCGGGAGGGGGAUGUGGGUCGGGAAGUAGUUCCGGGUGCGCGGCCCCGGAUGUUGGCUGCUCCUGCUGCCGCCGCCGCUCUCGGCGCUGCUCGGGGCCUCGGCCGCUCGCACUAGGCACCGUUGGGACCUUUCCCGGGGGGCGGAGACGCACGCAGCGGCCGGGGGCUCGGCCGGGCCGUCCCGGCCUGCGCAGCCUGAGAUUCUCUUUGUGGCCAGAUGGGUUUGUAUGGACAGGCUUGUCCAUCUGUAACUUCAUUAAGAAUUCCAUACGACAUAAUCUGUCAUUGAACAAAUGUUUCCUUAAAGUGCCUCGAUCCAAGGAUGACCCUGGAAAGGGGUCCUAUUGGGCAAUAGACACCAAUCCGAAGGAAGAUGCGCUGCCUACUCGGCCAAAGAAGAGGGCACGAUCUGUAGAACGGGCCUCAACUCCAUAUAGCAUAGAUUCAGAUUCUUUGGGAAUGGAGUGUAUUAUUUCGGGAAGUGCCUCUCCAACUCUGGCAAUCAACACUGUGACUAACAAAGUAACACUGUAUAACACUGAUCAGGAUGGUAGUGAUAGCCCACGCAGUAGCCUUAACAACAGUCUCUCAGACCAGAGUUUGGCAUCUGUUAAUUUGAACAGUGUUGGAAGUGUGCAUAAUUAUACACCGGUGACAAGCCAUCCAGAAUCAGUCUCUCAAUCAUUAACUCCUCAGCAGCAACCACAGUACAACCUUCCAGAAAGAGACAAGCAACUACUUUUCUCAGAAUAUAAUUUUGAAGAUCUUAGUGCCUCAUUUCGGAGCCUUUAUAAGUCAGUUUUUGAGCAGUCACUUAGUCAACAAGGUUUGAUGAACAUCCCUUCUGAAUCUUCCCAGCAGUCCCACACUUCAUGUUCCUAUCAGCACUCUCCCAGCAGUACAGUGAGCACUCACCCACACAGCAACCAAAGCAGCCUGUCCAACAGUCAUGGCAGUGGCCUCAAUACCACAGGCAGUAAUUCGGUUGCACAGGUCUCACUAUCUCACCCCCAGAUGCACACACAGCCAUCUCCACAUCCUCCCCAUCGACCUCAUGGUUUACCACAGCAUCCGCAGCGUUCCCCGCACCCAGCACCACACCCACAGCAACACAGCCAGCUCCAGUCUCCUCACCCCCAGCAUCCCUCUCCACAUCAACACAUACAGCACCAUCCGAACCAUCAGCAUCAGACGUUAACACAUCAGGCACCCCCACCCCCACAACAGGUAUCCUGUAAUUCUGGUGUUUCAAAUGAUUGGUAUGCGACACUUGAUAUGCUAAAAGAAAGCUGUCGAAUUGCCAGCAGUGUUAAUUGGUCAGAUGUAGACCUUUCACAGUUUCAAGGUCUGAUGGAGAGUAUGAGACAGGCAGAUCUCAAGAACUGGUCUUUAGAUCAAGUUCAGUUUGCCGAUCUCUGUUCUUCUCUUAAUCAGUUCUUUACACAAACUGGCCUUAUUCAUUCACAGAGUAAUGUUCAGCAAAAUGUUUGUCAUGGUGCCAUGCAUCCAACAAAACCUUCCCAACACAUUGGAACAGGAAAUUUGUACAUAGAUUCUAGGCAAAAUCUCCCUCCUUCAGUGAUGCCACCCCCUGGUUAUCCUCAUAUCCCACAGGCACUCAGCACUCCAGGAACAACGAUGGCAGGCCAUCACAGAGCCAUGAACCAGCAGCACAUGAUGCCUUCCCAAGCCUUCCAGAUGCGGCGCUCCCUGCCUCCAGAUGACAUCCAGGAUGACUUUGAUUGGGAUUCAAUUGUGUAGGGCUUGUUUCUGCGAGACACCAGACCCUAACGUUACCUUUCUGUGCAGUGAAGGGAAAGGUUUGAGAGAAUCCAGUUGAGAAAACAAACUUGCUAAUCACUUUACCAAUGUUAUCAAAAUUACUUUUGAAGACAAUCAGAAGGAUUUUAGCUGGAUAACUUACUGCUUUUAUCUGACCUGAACAAGUACUACAUGUUUGUCUCCCUGCCAGCUGCCCUAUGUAGCUCCUAACUGUUGUGUGAUUUGGACGGCUUUUUGUGUAUUUGUGUCAGUUUGAUGUUAACCACAAGUGCCAGACUGAUUUUUCAGACGGAGCCUAUUUUGCUGCAAGCAGUUUAUAUAAAGAUACAUAUGUGUAAAUAUAUGUACAAAAAUUACUGAAAGGCUUCAGUUUUUUCUAAUUGGAUUAUUAUGUCUUGAAAGGAAAGUUAUUGUCAGUUUUUAUUCCUUGUUAGGCUAUUUUCUGCAGGAUGCUUUUAACUGAUGUAGGAAACUGAAAGGAAAUAGAUUUUUUCCAAAGCCAGUUCCCCUUAUUUAAUCUUUUUUAGAAAUGUGGGUAAUCUGAGUCAAGGAACCCAGGAUUUGACACUCUCCAACAAUCCAUAGGGGCAUGUUGCUCCUGAGCAGCAUGAAGAACUGACCAAAUUGGUUUUGAUGCUUGGGGGAUCAUAGAGUAUUUAUGUCUGCUUUUCUAAAUCUGUGUUAUAACAGCUCUAAAAUUUGUUGUUUGGUAAGAAGUUGGGCAUCACUUGGCUCUUUAAACACAUCAGUGCUUCCACAUUCGUCUAUGUAUUUAUUAUUCAGAAGUGUUAUUUUAAUAUUUAUUGCUACCUUCUGUGAAUGCUCAGCUCCUGUUGGGUUCAUUAAGGAAAAAUGUGUCUGAAAGCACAGAAUUACUUUUUUUUUUUUUUUUUUUUGAGGUGGAGUCUCACCCUGUUGCCCAGGCUGGAGUGCAGUGGCGCGAUCUCAGCUCACUGCAACCUCCGCCUCCUGGGUUCAAGCGAGCCUCAGCCUCCUGAGUAGCUGGGAGUACAGGUGCACACCGCCAUGCCUAGCUAAUUUUUUGUAUUUUAGUAGAAACGGGGUUUCACCAUGUUGCCCGGGCUGGUCGCAAACUCCUGAGCUCAGGCAGUCCGCCUGCCUCAGCAUCCCAGAGCGUUGGGAUUACAGACGUGAGCCACUGCGCCCAGCCCAGAAUUACUUUUCUUGAUAAGAAUUUACAGACAAGACACUCAGAGAGACAUUGUGUCAUUCUCUGUCAUCACUCCUUUUACCAUGUGGAUAGAUUUCUCUGUCUUGGCAUUCUUGCUAAUUCAGAUUUAGUUAAAUCGGAUUUUUCUGGAAUUUGAAUCAGAUUCCAUUUGGGCAACAAUAGCAGGGCAGUGUUUCUAAAGCAAGUUUCCCCACUCAUCUUCUAGGUUGUCUUGAAAGGAGGAUAGAGCCACUUAAAAUUUUAUUUGCUUCAGUGUUUAAUGUAGAUAUUAUGUGGCCUGCUGUUUCUGUUGUCCUGUAUGUCUGUGUAUGCAUGACAUUUGGUCCCUUUCUUUGAAAUGCAGCCCACCUCUUAAUGGUUUUUUUUAAUGGUGGUGGUUUGUUUUGUUUCAUGUCAUAUCACAGUUUGCAUGGACUGAUUAUCUUAGUUUUAUGAUAAAACUAGAAGAAAUGAGGGGGGUUUUUUUGUUUUUGUUUUUGUUUUUUUUUUGAUGAAUAGAUUUUGAAUUGACUCUUUAGACCAAAAAAAAGUGUCAAUUCUAAUGGGGAAAAAUAUUCCAUCAAGUCAAAGAGUAGUAACUGCUCACUGGUUGCUUUUUAGCAUCUCUGGUCUUAGCAGCCAUGCUAAAUCACUUUAAUUAGCCUUAGUGAUUCUAUGGUUGAGUAAUCUCUACUUGAACUAAACAAACAUCUUUUGUUUCUGUGUGUGUGUGCUGUGUGUGAGAGAGUGUGCCUGUGCGUGUGUGUGUGUGUGUGUGUGUGUGUGUGUGUGUGUGUUUUAAUGAAGUGUUGCCUUGAAUGAAUCACUGGGAAGCCAGCCAUGGUAAGGGCUGGUGAGGUUGGGGAGAAAGGAAGAGCUUUAUGUUUCUCUGUUGUUUGGACCCUACUUGGCAUGAAAAAGGAAGCUCAGUUCCAGCCCCUUGGAUCAAUGAAAAUCAGAGGAUUCUGGAAAGGCAGCCAACUUGCCCCUCUUAGAAGGAUCAGAGGCAAGAUGAGAUGGCAGCCUGCAGAGUAAAUGCUUGAAAAAAAAGGGGGUGAUUUUCCAUGGUUUGCUUAAGUCACUGUUUUCUAGACACCAAAAUAGCUGUUUUGAAACUGUUUUAAUUGCUUGGGUAGCAAUGUGCACUUUAAACAAUUUGGAUAUUGGAAUGCAGUAUCAUACUGAGUGAUUUGAGUAGAACCACUGAUGAUGAUUUUAUAAAUUGUGUGAAGCGAAUUUCCCAUUUGGCAAUCAUUUACUGAUUUGCAGUGAUCAAUAUUUUUAUGAGAAUUUAAACUUACCAAGAAUGGCCAUGGAGGCAAAGCCUUCACCCAGACCCAUCCCACUCUCCUGUGAUCCAGGUGGUCCAGGAGCCCAGGACAGGCGCUUUCUGUGGGCCCUGGCCACAGACAGGGUUACCUGGUGAGGUGCAGAGAGUCCCUCUAGUGGCCAUUUCGCAUGGUAGUUGCUAAUGCAGAACAAGUUCUGUCUUGGGCUUAAAUUGACUGAAGACUUUAGGGGGAAAGAACAUUAAAUGCAUGUAAACAAAUGGGGGUACUCUGUCCAGGAGAAUAAUCCGACUGGCAUUUGUGGCAGUUUUUGAAAUGUAAAUGUAUUCAUGUGUGUUCUUGUAAAUACAUGUCUCUCAGAUGUCCUUUGAAGUGGGAGGGAAUCAAUCCGGGGAUAAUUUCAAAUGGAAUAGAGUAUUUUGAUAUUGUUCAUUCAGAGGGUGAUGUGUACAUAUCUAUAUUGUAUAUAUGUGAUGAAAAUGCAUUGGCUUUUUGUGCAGAUACAACCUGCUCUCUGUACUGCUGUUGGACAGUGUUUUAAUGUUUCUACAGUUUUGCUAUUGCACGAUUUCAUAUUUUGCCUCUAUGAUGAACGGCAACCAUUCUUUGUAACUGUUUAGUGCUGUAAAGAAAUAUUCCAAGUGUCAUUAGGAUUGUUGCUGCCAGAACUGAUAUGCAUGAAUGGCACUUAAAAUAAAUAUAUUAUGUUAACUCUAUUUACAA
Molecule: messenger RNA, 6518 nt
Organism: Cercocebus atys (sooty mangabey)
Lineage: Eukaryota; Metazoa; Chordata; Mammalia; Primates; Cercopithecidae
Gene: FOXJ3
Product: forkhead box J3
Exons: 12
Coding region: 1395-3314 (639 amino acids)
Biological process (GO): regulation of transcription by RNA polymerase II
Cellular component (GO): nucleus
Molecular function (GO): DNA-binding transcription factor activity, RNA polymerase II-specific; RNA polymerase II cis-regulatory region sequence-specific DNA binding
Source: RefSeq, a predicted model, not a curated record